Messenger RNA from Phytophthora infestans T30-4, 533 nucleotides. RefSeq lists its product as uncharacterized. The transcript has a single exon. The record is from RefSeq and is a predicted model, not a curated record. The coding region runs from base 30 to 434 and encodes 134 amino acids. NCBI's taxonomy places the organism in Eukaryota, Oomycota, Peronosporomycetes, Peronosporales, Peronosporaceae.
GGAGACCAGAGAGCAAUACACUUUCCAACAUGAAGACUUCUCUCGCUCGAAUGCAGAAGCUCGUCCAUGCCCAGGCAAUGGUGGAGCAACCUCGAGUGCUUGUACCGAUACCAGCCGGCCCAAGAGCUAAGAAGAAUUUUAUCAUGGUGUCUUCACGCGACGCUGAAAUCUAUCCGCUAGUGGUCUCAGUGUCAGUUGGCCUUGCGAUCGGCGCUUUCAGCCUCAUUCGCCACGGAUUGUUCGAUCCAGACGUGAACGUGAGCCGUGACCGACGUGAAACGCCAGCGUGGGAGCGAUACAAGCCCGAGGAAGGGCAAGCAUUCUCGCGCAACCGUCACCUCCUUGCCAAUCUCAAGCCCAACCCAGUCAAUACAUUUCCAGAGGCACGCAAGCUUCGAGCAGGAGCCGACGGACCGUUCCUGAAACUCCUAUAGGAAAUCGAUGGUGUUGCAUGACUAAUGUGUAACGGCUUACCAACACGACAAAUUCAGCUAAAACAAAACGAAAAAUAUCAUUUCGUGCUGUAACUCGAA